UUUCUCAGUUUUCAAACAGCUUUAACAAUUGUUUUUACGAAGUUUGGGCGAAAUUUGAUAUUUGAUGGUUUUCAAUGUGUGGCAGACAACCUCGUUUUUCAAGCAGAAAAUGUUUCAACAUCUCUGGCGUGCACAAAGAUUUGCAAAAAAAAAUAUAUUCAGUGUGUGAUGUCAUACUCCAUCAACCGGAUCUACUCACUUGUAUCGGCUGUGCUGGAAUUUACCAUUUCGCUGAAGUCCUACCUGGCUCCACCUACUUUGCACGGUCCACUGGAAAAGGCCACCAAGACUGGAUUGGUCACGGAAACAGCUAUUAUUACUUCAGUCCGGAUAAGAAAAACUGGAACGACUCUUUGGCGGCAUGUAGAAAAUUGGGCAGUGAUCUUGCCGAGGUAAAUGAUGCUACAGAAAAAAAGUUCUUGGUGCUUAACAACAAUGAUAGACGUAAGCAUAAAGUUUUCUUAUCCCAGCUUAUAAUAAAAUGUUUGAAAUCAGGACUAGAAUAUUAUAUACCUUAUUUUACAGUCAACAGAUAA
Messenger RNA from Mercenaria mercenaria, 536 nucleotides. RefSeq lists its product as uncharacterized. The record is from RefSeq and is a predicted model, not a curated record. Bases 75 to 536 code for a protein of 153 amino acids. The transcript has 3 exons. NCBI's taxonomy places the organism in Eukaryota, Metazoa, Mollusca, Bivalvia, Venerida, Veneridae.